CAAUUCCAAUCGCGUGUUGUCGAGAUGCAAACGCUGUCUGCUGCCCCCAAGAUCGUGAAAUCGCUUAAGAACCGCGAUCCAAAACCGUAACGCCGCCAAUCAGCGAACAAUUGAAUACUCGAAUAUUCGAAGUCAACAAAAAUAUAUAUAUAUACUCGUAUAUAUAAAAUAAUAGGAUCGGGCAUUAACACACCGAAGCAUAUCAAUUUCUAUAUAAAAAUAUAAUUGGGUGCCACAAUCGAUCGCAACGACAUUCUAAGUGUGAGAUACGAAUGGAUUAAACUCAUCUAUUAUAUACUUAACUGGAUUCCACGAAAGUACAAAAAACACGAUCUCAAAAUGUCGAAACAAACAGAAGUGCCAAAGGAGUCGAAAAAGCAGCGCCAAACCAAGCUGCCAGAUUUGGGUGACUUUCAGGUGCAGAAAAAAACAGGAGAUGCAACGGCGGAGCCUGAUAAAAAGUACAAUUAUUUUAAUUUGUUUCGCUACUCAACUGUCGGAGAGCGCUUCCUGCUCGCCCUUAGCAUGAUUGUGGCAACCCUGGCAUCUGUUUUCAUACCAUACUUCAUAUUGAUCUAUGGCGAAUUCACAUCCCUGCUCAUUGAUCGCAAUGUGCGCGAGGGCACCUCGUCCCCAACUUUUAUACUUGCUCUCUUUGGAGGCGGCAGGCGACUCACCAAUCCCGGCGUGGAGGAGAACAGACAGGCAAUCAUAGAUGAUGCGGUUGCCUUUGGCAUUGGCAGUUUGGUGGGUUCGGUGAUAAUGUUGAUGCUGAUUAUAAUUGCGAUAGAUGUUUCGAAUCGUGUGGCCUUAAAUCAAAUCAAUCGAAUACGCAAGCUCUUUCUGGAGGCGAUAUUGCGCCAGGAUAUGUCCUGGUAUGACACCACAUCGGGCACCAAUUUUGCCAGCAAAAUGACUGAGGAUCUGGAUAAGGUAAAGGAGGGCAUUGGCGAGAAGGUGGCAAUUGUGACUUUCCUCAUCAUGACCUUUGUGAUGGGCAUUGUUGCCUCGUUUAUCUAUGGCUGGAAGCUGACGCUAGUGGUGCUCACCUGCUGUCCCUUCAUUGUAUUAUCCACAGCCAUGGUGGCGAAAAUUCAGAGCUCCCUUGCCGAAAAGGAGCUGAAGGCCUACUCGGAUGCUGGCAGUGUCGCCGAAGAGGUCUUCAGCGGGAUACGCACUGUGCUCGCUUUCAGUGGGGAGCGCAAGGAGAACGAGCGAUUUGGCAAGCUGCUGGUGCCCGCUGAGGUAACCGGUCGCAAGAAGGGUCUCUAUUCGGGCAUCGGGGCUGGCGUUAUGUGGCUGCUCAUCUAUGGCUGCAUGGCCAUUGCCAUUUGGUAUGGCGUCAAUCUCAUUCUCGAUGAGCGCGAUCAGGUGGACCGACAUUAUACGCCAGCGGUGCUGGUCAUCGUUCUAUUUGCCGUCAUUAUGGGCGCUCAGAAUUUGGGCUUCUCGUCGCCGCAUGUGGAUUCCUUUGGCAUUGCUGUGGGUGCUGCCCGCAAUCUCUUUAGGAUUAUCGAUCGCAAGUCUGAAAUAGAUCCAAUGGUUGAGCACGGCCUCAAGCCGAAUGGCAUUGCAGGACGUCUACGCUUUGAGGACAUACACUUUCGGUACCCCUCCCGUCCAGAUGUUCAAAUCCUAAAUGGGUUGACAGUGGAUGUGGAACCGGGUCAGACGGUGGCUUUUGUUGGCGCUUCUGGCUGUGGCAAGAGCACCGUUAUCCAGCUAAUGCAGCGCUUCUACGAUCCAGAACAGGGCAGCGUCAAACUGGAUGGCCACGAUCUCAGAACAUUGAAUGUGGCCUGGCUGCGCGCCCAGAUUGGCGUCGUUGGCCAGGAGCCGGUCCUGUUCGCGACCACAAUCGGUGAGAACAUACGCUUCGGCAAUCCGCUGGCCACACAAUCGGAGAUUGAGCGUGCAGCCCGCAAUGCCAAUUGCCACGAGUUCAUCAGCAAGCUGCCCAAAGGCUACGACACGAAGGUGGGUGAGCGUGGUGCCCAAAUGUCUGGCGGUCAAAAGCAGCGCAUUGCUAUUGCCCGGGCGCUGGUGCGCAACCCGCAGAUCCUGUUGCUGGAUGAGGCAACAUCGGCAUUGGACCCCACCUCCGAGAAGCGUGUACAGGAUGCAUUGGAGCUUGCCAGCCAGGGGCCAACCACCCUGGUUGUUGCACAUCGCCUAUCGACUGUGACUAAUGCCGACAAAAUUGUGUUUGUUAAGGACGGCCGGGUGGCUGAGCAGGGCACACACGACGAGCUCAUGGACAAGGGUGGUUUGUACUGUGAGCUGGUUAACAUCACUCGUCGCAAGGAGGCCAGCGAGGGUGCGGACCUUGACGAAAAGGAUUCAGCCAGCGGUAUGGUUAAAGUGCCGCUGUCAAAACACAGGGAGGAUGACAUCCUCGAUGAUGACGAUGAUGGGGUUGACGACGACGACGACGAGGAUGGAGAUGAGGACAUCGAUGAAACUGUGGCGCCAACAAGCAACAGCAAGGAAGACGGCUUCAGUGUCAGUUCACGUAGUAAACGUCGCUCGCAGCGUCGCAAGAAGAAGAAAAAGUUGGAUGAGCCAAAAGUCAGCUUUAUGCAGCUAAUGAAACUGAAUGCACCCGAAUGGCGCUACAUGUUGUGGGGCUGUGUGGCUGCUGCCAUGCACGGCACCACAUUUCCACUGUGGGGUCUCUUCUUUGGCGACUUCUUCGGCAUCCUGGGCUACGCAGAUGAGGAUCUGGUGCGCAAAAGGGGCAACGAUAUCUCCUUCAUAUUCCUUGGCAUCGGCGUAAUGGCCGGCGUGGGCACAAUGCUGCAGAGCUACAUGUUUACAACGGCGGGCGUUAAAAUGACUACCCGCCUCAGGAAGACCGCCUUCAAGACGAUUAUGUCGCAGGAGGUGGCCUUCUUUGAUGAUGAACGCAAUUCGGUGGGUGCACUGUGCGCCCGACUUGCCGGCGACUGUUCCAAUGUCCAGGGGGCAACUGGUGCACGUGUUGGCAUCAUGCUGCAAGCUGUUGUUACCCUGGCCGUUGGCAUGAUAAUUGGCUUCAUCUACUCCUGGCAGCAGACGCUUUUGACCCUUGUCACGCUGCCCUUCCUCUGCUUGUCUGUGUAUCUCGAGGGUCGCUUCAUAGCGAAGAAUGUGCAAUGGGCCAAGAUGGCCAUCGAGGAGGCCUCCCAGGUGGCUGUUGAGGCCAUUGCAAAUAUACGCACUGUCAACGGCUUGGGACUGGAGCAAAUGGUGCUGGAGCGCUACAUCAGCCAGAUUGAUCAGGUGGAUAUCGCUUCGCGCAGAAAGGUGCGUUUCCGUGGCUUGGUCUUUGCAUUGGGGCAAGCGGCGCCGUUUCUGGCUUAUGGAGUGAGUCUUUACUAUGGUGGCCUGUUGUUCGCCGAUGGUCUGCUGCCGUAUGAGGAUAUCAUCAAGGUGGCCGAGGCACUGAUCUUUGGCUCCUGGAUGCUGGGUCAGGCACUGGCCUACGCUCCAAAUGUGAACGAUGCCAUUAUUUCUGCCGGACGGCUGAUGAAGCUGUUCGAGCAGGUACCCAAACAGUCCAAUCCGCCACUCAAUCCCUACAACACGGCCGAGAAAUCCGAAGGUGAUAUUGUGUAUGAGAAUGUUUGCUUUGAGUAUCCCACGCGCAAGGAUACCCCGAUAUUGCACAGCUUGAAUCUCUGCAUUAAGAAGAACACCACGGUGGCUCUGGUGGGCCCCUCCGGUUCCGGCAAAUCCACUUGCAUACAGCUGCUGUUGCGCUACUAUGAUCCCGUCUCGGGCUCCGUGAAUUUGAGUGGUGUGCCCAGCACAGACUUUCCGCUGGACACGCUGCGCUCCAAGCUCGGCCUCGUCUCGCAGGAGCCGGUGCUGUUCGAUCGGACGAUUGCCGAGAAUAUUGCCUAUGGCAACAAUUUCCGCGACGAUGUGCCCAUGCAGGAGAUUAUCGAGGCGGCCAAAAAAGCCAACAUACACAAUUUCAUUAGCUCCCUGCCCCAGGGCUAUGAGACACGGCUGGGCAAGACAUCACAGUUGUCCGGUGGCCAGAAACAGCGCGUUGCCAUUGCUCGGGCAUUGGUGCGCAAUCCAAAGAUAUUGAUUUUAGACGAGGCGACAUCCGCGUUGGAUCUGGAGAGCGAGAAGGUGGUGCAGCAGGCACUCGACGAGGCACGCGCCGGACGCACUUGCGUCACAAUUGCACAUCGAUUGAGCACCGUGCGUGAUGCGGAUCUGAUUUGUGUACUCAAGAAGGGCAUCGUUGUGGAGCAGGGCACCCACGAUCAUCUAAUGGGACUCAACGGCAUCUAUGCUAAUCUCUAUAUGAUGCAGCAGGUGGCUGGUUAGAAGAAAAACCCACUCCACUUCGUUUGUUUCUUUACUAUUGAUUAUUAGUCCUAACACAUCAAUUGUUGUUUUAUUAAAGCUCUAAGCAAUAUUGUUACAUAACUAUA
Molecule: messenger RNA, 4430 nt
Organism: Drosophila grimshawi
Lineage: Eukaryota; Metazoa; Arthropoda; Insecta; Diptera; Drosophilidae
Gene: Mdr49
Product: multidrug resistance protein homolog 49
Exons: 9
Coding region: 340-4323 (1327 amino acids)
Biological process (GO): transmembrane transport
Cellular component (GO): membrane
Molecular function (GO): ABC-type transporter activity; ATP hydrolysis activity; ATP binding
Source: RefSeq, a predicted model, not a curated record